Molecule: messenger RNA, 2538 nt
Organism: Neoarius graeffei (lesser salmon catfish)
Lineage: Eukaryota; Metazoa; Chordata; Actinopteri; Siluriformes; Ariidae
Gene: rpn1
Product: ribophorin I
Exons: 10
Coding region: 127-1935 (602 amino acids)
Cellular component (GO): oligosaccharyltransferase complex; membrane
Source: RefSeq, a predicted model, not a curated record
UGUCGGAGUACAGGUGGGAAAAUAACACCAGGCUGCGGGAGUGGAGGGCGGUUGAACAGGGCCUUUCUGCACUGUCUUAUUUAUAUUUUAUUUUCUCCCUCAAGCAAAAGUAAUAAGUUUUCAGACAUGCAGAGAAAAGGGAUGGCGCUGCGUUCAUGCAGUUGCUUGUUGUUUUUCAGCGGCUUGUUGUGUGGAGUUUGGACUGACGGCUUGGUGAAUGAGGACGUGAAGCGGACGCUGGAUCUCAGCUCGCACCUCGCCAAAAUAUCCGCCGAAAUCCUGCUAGCAAACCCCGGAAACUCCGCUGUGCAGAGCUUCACCCUCGCCCUGGAACCUGAGCUCGCCCCACACCUCGCCUACAUCGGAGCGUCUGUCAAAGGUGAAGAGGAGGAAGAUGAAGCUUUAGAACUGAAGGAGACAACAAUUAAAGGACAGAGUGGGACAUUCUUCGAGGUACAUUUGCCCUCGGCCCUGGCAGCUGGUGCUAAGCUGCGUGUGAAGGUGGAGACUGUGUUCAGCCAUGUGCUCACACCUUUCCCCACUCACAUCACGCAGGCCGAGAGACAGCUGGUGGUGUUCCAGGGCAAUCACUACCUGUAUUCGCCUUACCUCACCCGUAGCCAGACCACCCGCGUGCGCCUCGCCUCUAAAACCGUCGAGAGUUACACCAAGCUGGGCAACCCGAGCAAAAAUGAUGAGGUGAUCGAGUACGGCCCGUUCAAGGACAUCCCUGCAUUCAGUCAGGAUACCAUGAAGAUCCACUAUGAGAAUAACGCACCGUUCCUCACAAUCAGCAGCAUCACGCGCACCAUUGAGGUUUCCCACUGGGGCAACAUCGCCGUGGAGGAAACCAUCGACCUGAGACACACAGGGGCGUAUCUUAAGGGGCCAUUCUCCCGCUACGACUAUCAGAGGCAGUCUGAUAGUGGCAUCUCCUCCAUCAAAUCUUUCAAGACGAUCCUCCCUGCUUCUGCGCAAGACGUGUACUACCGGGACGAGAUUGGGAACAUCUCCACCUCUCACCUGCAGGUCCUGGAAGACUCUGUUGAGGUCGAAGUCCGCCCCCGUUUCCCCCUAUUUGGAGGGUGGAAGACGCAUUACAUCAUCGGAUACAAUCUGCCUAGCUACGAGUAUCUCUACACCUUGGGUGACCAGUAUGCUUUGAAAAUGCGUCUGGUUGAUCACGUGUAUGACGAUCAGGUUAUUGAUGAACUUAGGGUCAAACUGAUUCUCCCAGAAGGAGCAAGGAAUGUACAUUUGGAAACUCCAUACCCCAUCGAGCGAAGCCCUGACCAGCUGCAUUACACGUACUUGGACACUUUUGGCAGGCCUGUUCUGGUGGCCACUAAAAAGAACCUGGUGGAACAGCACAUUCAGGACAUGGUGGUUCACUACACCUUCAAUAAGAUCCUGAUGCUGCAGGAGCCGUUGCUGGUGGUCGGUGCGUUCUACAUCUUAUUCUUCACGGUGAUCGUUUACGUUCGUCUCGACUUUUCCAUCACCAAGGACCCUGCAGCAGAGGUGCGGAUGAAGGUGGCCUCCAUCACGGAGCAAGUCCUGACUCUGGUGAAUAAGAGGCUUGGUCUGUACAGACACAUGGAUGAGGUGGUGAACCGCUACAAGCAGUCGCGUGACACCGGUGCCCUCAAUGCGGGCCGUAAGCAUUUGGAGGCUGAGCACCGCGCUCUCACGAACGACAUCACGGGCCUGCAGGCUCGCCUUAAAGCUGAAGGAUCCGACCUCGCUGAGAAGGUGGGAGAGAUCCAGAAGCUGGACGGCCAGGUGAAGGAUUUGGUAUUGCAGUCCUGUCAGGAGUCUGAGCGCCUCGUAACCGGGAAGGUAAAGAAGGAGGCGUAUAUUGCGUCAGAGAAAUCGCUGUCUGGCAAGAGACAGGAUCUGAUCACACGCAUCGAUGGCUUCCUCGACGCUCUCUAAAGCACACGGCACACGCACACAGUGCCGUUGUAAUACACCCCAAACCCCCUCAUCCACACGCUUUGUCAUGUUUAUCUGCGUGAGCACUAUCAGCCACCAGAAAGCGUGUGGUGCCUUUUUCAUCCUGGAGGCUGUGUGAGAGGGCUGUGCACAUACACAUUUACUCAUCCCUCAAGAUUUCCUUUUUGUGUCUGAUCAACAGGGAAAUGCCAUGUGGGUUGGGGGCUUUAGAUGCAUUUUUAAUUUUUUUUUUUUGAGGGCAUGUUUCUAGGUUCCAGCUAUGUCACCACCUGCUGAAACGUUUCUGACCAUAUGCGUUCUUGGCACUUAAACUUUUUUUUUCUUCUGCCCUGAAACAAAUACAAAAAUAUCGACACAAUGGAUGGCAUGUUGUUGAAAAAUUCUCCCCCAUAUUUUGUUGACUUGCCUCUUUUUUUGCUGUUGGUAUAAUUUUUCCAUUUUUUUGUAAGUGUUGUGCUUUUUCAUACCAUGAAUUUAGUGGACGAACACAAGGUAUGUGUGUGUUGGGGGUUGAAGGAAAUGCCGAAUGUUAAGUUCUUUAAGUGUCAAGUUGAAAAUUGAAAAUAAACACGUUGUUAUUAA